AUGGGCUAUCCGGGCAUGGGCAGUCUCGACACGCCGCGCACCAACGUGGGCGACGCCACCUUUCUGAACCGGCCGCCCGACUUUGACGUCUCGCAAGAGGCCACAUUCCACUCGCCCACUAAAGAGGAUGACAUCUUCCACCAGAUGCGCAAUGGCGGCGGCCGCCCGAGCCUGCGGACACCCCGGGGCGGUAACAAUGCUGCCGGCCGUGCGCCCUUUAGCAAUCGGCUGAACCUGCCGGCUGGCAUUGGCGGCGUCGAGUUCACUCCGCUGCUCAAGUCAGCCACGCGCAACAGCGCCCGCCGGCCAGCCGGCAAGGAGAACGGUGCCACCGGAGCCGUACCUUUCUCGCUCGACCGCAUCGACGAGGACUACUCGCGCAUCGGCUCGUUUGUCGAGAGCACGCCGCUGCCCAACAUCGACAGCAGCAGCAUCAUGGCCGCCACCCCAAUCGCCAUGCGACAGAACAAUACCUCCUUCUCGUCCAAGAACAAAGACGGUCCGCUCCAGGACGGCAACCAGCUUUCACUGCGCGAGCAGGAAAAUGUCAUCGAUAGGAUCGAAAAGGAAAACUUCGGCCUCAAGCUUAAGAUCCACUUCCUCGAGGAGGCUCUCCGAAAGGCCGGCCCCGGCUUCAGCGAGGCUGCCCUCAAGGAGAACACCGAGCUCAAGGUCGACAAGGUCACCCUGCAGCGCGAGCUGCAUCGCUACAAGAAGCUCGUCGCGUCUGCCGAGCAGAACCUUGAAAACUACCGCCGUGAGAUGCACGACAUGCAGGACAAGAUGGCCCAGCGCCACGCCGACAAGGACCUCCGUGCCGAGGUCGAACGGUUGCGCGAGGAGCUUGCCGCCAAAAAUGCCGACCUCGACGACCUCCAGCGCCAGGCCAACGCCCAGGCUGAGAAACUGCGCGACGACAUCGAGGACCUUGAGGCCGACGUCCGCGAAAAGGACCGCAUCAUCAGCCAGAAGGAAGACGAGCUGGAGGAGCUGCAACUCUCCAUGGAGGCCCGUCUCGAGGACAAUCGCCAGCACAUCCAGGAGCUCGAGGAAAAGGCCGGCUCGAGCGAGAAGCUGGACGAGGCCAAGGAGACCAUCGAGGGCCUCGAGGCCGACGUGCGUCGCCUCGAGCAGCAGUCCGACGAGAUGAAGACGAAGCUGGACGAGGCCGUGACCGAGCGCCAGCGCGCCGAAGACGAUCUUGAAGAGCUGCAGGAGGAGAUGGCCAACAAGUCCGUCCACACAAAGGGCCUGUCGCGCCAGGUCGAGGAGAAGCUGGCACGGCUGCAGACCGACGUCGACAAGGCCCAGCGCGAGUGCGCCCAGCUCAGCGAGAAGCGCGACGAGCAGGCCCGCGAGGCCGACGACCUGAAACAGAAGCUCAAGGAGUCCCGACAGGCCCGCGACGAUGCCGAGCGCGAGGCCUUAUCUGCCUCCACACAGCUCAAGGAGGUGCAGGCCGACCUCAACAUGCUGCGCGACCAGAAGGCGCUGCUGCAGACGCGCCACGACGCCCUGACCAACGAGUCGGCGUCGCUGCAGCGAGACGUCUCGCGACUGCAGAAGACCGUCGCCCAGCUCGAGGCUGACGUCGAGGCUGAGCGCCAACACGGCGCCGAGGCUGAGCGGAACACCCAAGUCCAGUUCCUGUCCGAGAUUGACCGACUCAGCAAGGAGAUCAGCAACCUGCGCACGGAGAUCGCCGAGAAGGAGCACCUCUAUGACAUUGACAGCGACAAGUGGGACACGGACCGCCAGCACCUCGAGGCCGAGCGAGACCGGCUGCAGCAGUCGAUCGAUCGGCUCCGUGAGGCCGAGGGCGCGCUCUCGGGCAAGGAGGCCCAGCUCAAGGAGCUGAUGGACGGUGAGAAGGACCGACACGAUGCCGAAGAGGCCGUGCUGCGACGACAGCUCGAGAGCGCCCAGAAGCAGCUGCAGCUGCGACAGGAAACGCUAGACAGCCUGCGCAAAGAGCUCGCCUCUGUGCGGGACGAGCUGCGCACGGCCGACGUCAACAACGAGACGCUCCGAGCCAAGGCAGAACGGCUGCAGGACGAGGUCGAUGCGCUUCAGGCGGCCCUGGACAGCGAGACCAGCAAGGCGCGGGCAGGUAGCAGCAGCUUCAACACGUCGACAGCGACAGCAGCAGCAACAGCAACAAGCCAACAGCUGGAGAGACUCCGACAGCAGCUGACCGAGUCCAGCGCCAGUCUCGCCAAGAGCAGCAAGGACAAACAGGAGCUGCAGCAGCAGGUGGCCGACAUCAACACGGAGCUGCACUCGCUGCGAUCAUCGCUGACAGAGGCCAAGGCAGAGCGCGACGAGAUGGAGGAGGAGCUGCGACGGGCACGAGAACACGAGGGCGAGACGUUCCGGCUAGACCACGAACGCAUCGACCUGCGGACGGCAAAGAUGAAGCUCGACGGUGAGGUGCGGCGACUGCGCGAGGAGAACAAGGCGCUGGCCGAGCAGUGUCAGACGCUGGAGAAGACGCUGGAAGAGGAGCUGGACAAGGCCGCGAGCGAGGAGGAGCGGUUGGGCCAGGAGAUCCGGGAACUGCAGAGCGAGCGGGUACGAUCAACGACGACAGAGAGCCAAGAAUUGCAGGCGGCACGACGAGCGAUGCGCGAACUCGAACGACGCAUCCAAGACCACGAGAUCAAGGCUGAGGCAGCAGCCGCGGCAGCAGCAGCCAAGAUGACACCGGUUCGUGGAGGCAGCAGUGCAAAUGUUGACGGCGACAACGACACGACAGGUGAGAUCGGGAUGCUGCGACGCGACCUGACAGAGGCACGAGCAAAGGAACGAGCCUACCUGCAGCGCGAAGCAGCCCAGAAGGACGCGGUCAAGACGUUGCGGCGACAGAUUGUCGACCUCGAACGGGCGGCCCAUGAGGCAGAGAUCAACCGGCUGAUGGGCUCGCCGUCGGUGACGGAAGAUGUCGAGUCGGCAGCAGCAGCCGCAGUCGAGGCAGCAGCAGAAGCAGCAACGCGCCAGGCUGAGAUUCGGCAGCUGCGAGACCAGCUCACGGCAGCGCAGCAGGCCGGCAACGAGCUGAGACGGACGGUGCGUGAGAUGGAGCGACGGGCGGCCACCUGGGACGCAGCAGCCGGCGAGCUGGACGCACGGAUGAGCGAGAUGGAAGAAGAACGUGCCGAGUUCGAAGCGCGGAUAGGCGAGGUCGAGGAGGAGCGAGCAGUGUUGGAACAAGCGCUGGACGAGGCACAAGAUGCGGCAGCCGAAACGGUGGCGACGAUGCAGAAGAUGCAGGUGAAGCUGGAGCGAUACCGAAACGAGCGCGAAGAGCUGGCCCUAGCCCUGGCGGACGCACAGCACAACGGGUCGAGCAGCGGGUCAGGAUCGGUGGCGGCGAGCGAGAUGAGCCGCGAAGAGCGGAGCAACCUGCAUGCGAUGCUGCGGAAGACACAGGUGGAGGCCGAGGCGCUGGAGCGCGAGCUGCGUGACCACCGGACGGCACUGGACGAGGCCGCGCGAACCGAAGACGCACUGCGGGUGAAGCUGGAUCGGGCCCGAAGCGAGCGGGCAGCCCAUCGAGCUGAUGCCGAGCGACUGCGCAACGAGGUCGAGGAGCUGCAGGCAGCCGCAGCCAGGACGCGGGCGGCCCUGCAUUAUGGGACGGGAACGUCGGCGGAUGCAAUGGCGGUGGCGAUUGGGAUGGCAACAGCAGGAAACGGCGAGACCAGUCGGGAGCUCAUCCUGGCGACAGCAGCCGCCGUCCAGCAUCACGAAAUCGACACGGACGCACUCGUACGAGCGGCCGAGGAGCAGAGCAUCCGUCACCACAAGGAGCUGCGUGGCUUCGGCAUGCAGGUCGAGUGGAUGCAGGCCCGGUGGGAGCGUGAGGCCCGAUUGCGCUGUGGUGCCGUGCUGGCCAAGCAGCUGCUAUCGCAGGAUCUGGAGAUGCGCAUCGCCUGCAACAAGGCCGACCUGCGGAUGCUGCAGGGAAUUCUGCGCCAGUUGGGCGUGCGCGAGCCGACGCUGCUAUCAGGAGGUGUCAGUGACGGUCGUGGCGACGGUCGUGGUUGCAGACCCAUCGACUGCAGAGCCCGAUGGCGACGUGCUCUCGUGGCUGUCUGCUUUGUCGUGCGGGUGCAAAAAGCUGCGGUCACGUGGGCUCAACACGAGGUCACGCGCCAGCGCCUGGUCGCAGCGGCUGAAGGCAUGCGUAAGGCCGAGCGGAUGCAGCAGAUGCGCACCGCAUGGCGACAGCAGCUGGCGGUGGCGACGAUGACGACCGGCGGACGAGCGCCGGCCGCGGCGACAGCCAUCAGCCGGACUUGA
Molecule: messenger RNA, 4302 nt
Organism: Grosmannia clavigera kw1407
Lineage: Eukaryota; Fungi; Ascomycota; Sordariomycetes; Ophiostomatales; Ophiostomataceae
Product: spindle-pole body protein
Exons: 1
Coding region: 1-4302 (1433 amino acids)
Cellular component (GO): microtubule organizing center
Source: RefSeq, a predicted model, not a curated record